This is a messenger RNA of Callithrix jacchus (white-tufted-ear marmoset), 7027 nucleotides long. RefSeq names its product potassium two pore domain channel subfamily K member 12 (gene KCNK12). The record is from RefSeq and is a predicted model, not a curated record. Gene Ontology annotation, biological process: stabilization of membrane potential; potassium ion transmembrane transport. Gene Ontology annotation, molecular function: potassium ion leak channel activity; outward rectifier potassium channel activity. Gene Ontology annotation, cellular component: plasma membrane. NCBI's taxonomy places the organism in Eukaryota, Metazoa, Chordata, Mammalia, Primates, Cebidae.
CCGCACCUGCCUCGGGUGGCGGGUGGGGGGUGCACACGGGAGGUAGAAGGGAAAACAGGGAGGGUUUGAGGAGCACAGCGCAUCGGGGUGAGCAGCCUCGCCCUGGCCUCGGACCCUUGCGACCCUAGCUGAGCGCGCCUGCCCGCAGCUGCCGCACCGAUGCGCUGUCCGCGGUGCUGACGCCGGCCACCCGCUCGGUCGGGAGGGGGAGCAAACGUCCUCGUUCCCGGGUCGCUCGGAGCCCAGGGAUCGCCUCUCCCCGCUUCCCGGUUUCCAAUGGAACCCGCUGCUUCCUGGAGCCGCGGUUCUAUCCAGAGCAAAGGAGUUAGCGAAGGGGGAACUUAAACUUCGGACUAGAGCCCGAGAGCCCAGUGUAGAGGAUUCGCGUCGCGCGGCCCCCAGCCCUGGAGACCUCGGAGCAUCACCAAGUUAAGCAAAGUUUCACCGCGGCUUGAGAUAAGGGAGGGACUCCGGAGGAGAAGCGCAGGGAGGGGCAAGACGAGGUUCCCCGGCGGGGUGGUAGCCAGCACCGCAGUCGGACACCUGCUCCGGUGCCCCGCAUCAGUGCCACGAGAGCCACCGGGAGGCGUCGCAGCAGCCCAACUCUCCACCCCCUCCCUCCCGUCCCUACCCACCCCUCCCCAACACCCCGCCCCGGGCGCCAGUGACUCCGCCUCUCCCUGCCGGGCGGCUCUUCGGCUAGAGCUGAGAAAGGAGCGCUUCCCCGGACUCCGCUCGGCUCCGAGGCUCCGAAGCCGACGCCGCCUGCUCACCUCCGGGGGCGGGAGCAGGACUGCCCGCGCAGCCCGCACAUAGGAGCCGCCGAGCCCGAACGACUCAUGGGACGCCCCCAGGGGCUCUCUCCGUGCCUGGCUGCAGUAUCCCGGUCCUAGGCGCCCGGGCUCCACGGCCCACCCCGCCCGCAGCCCGCGGCCUGUCUGGAGAGGAGUAUGAGGCCCGGGGCCCCGCGAACGCCGGCCACGGGGCGGCAGGGGCCUAGCUGCGGAGCCCCGCGCCCGAGGGCGGCGGGUAAGGAGCCGCGGGAGCCUGCGAGGCGUCGGGGCGCGGAGAGAAGCGCCCCUGCUCGGGCACCCGCUGGGCCGCGGGACUCGCGUGUGGCCUGAGCGCUCGGGAGGAGGCGGAGGCGCCCCUCCGUCCGGGCUCUGGGAAGGCGGCGAGGGGCUCCGCGGCGGCCCCGGACCCCUGGCCACCAUCCUCACGCUCCUGCUCCCGCCGGGGGGAUGUCGCGGCCCGGGCCCCGAGCGCCGCCUCGGCCCCGGGGCUGAGCUCCGGACCAUGUCCUCCCGCAGCCCCCGGCCCCCGCCCCGCCGUAGCCGCCGCCGCCUGCCGCGCCCCUCCUGCUGCUGCUGCUGCUGCCGCCGCUCGCACCUCAACGAGGACACCGGCCGCUUCGUGCUGCUGGCGGCGCUCAUCGGCCUCUACCUGGUGGCGGGUGCUACAGUCUUCUCAGCUCUCGAGAGCCCCGGCGAGGCGGAGGCGCGGGCGCGCUGGGGCGCCACGCUGCGCAACUUCAGCGCUGCGCACGGCGUGGCCGAGCCGGAGCUGCGCGCCUUUCUCCGGCACUACGAGGCCGCGCUGGCCGCCGGCGUCCGCGCCGACGCGCUGCGCCCGCGCUGGGACUUCCCGGGCGCCUUCUACUUCGUGGGCACCGUGGUGUCAACCAUAGGUUUCGGCAUGACCACCCCCGCGACGGUGGGCGGGAAGGCCUUCCUCAUUGCCUACGGACUGUUCGGCUGCGCCGGGACCAUCCUGUUCUUCAACCUCUUCCUGGAGCGCAUCAUCUCGCUGCUGGCCUUCAUCAUGCGAGCCUGCAGGGAGCGCCAGCUGCGCCGAAGCGGCUUGUUGCCCGCCACCUUCCGCCGCGGCUCCGCGCUCUCGGAGGCCGACAGCCUGGCGGGCUGGAAGCCCUCGGUGUACCACGUGCUCCUCAUCCUGGGCCUGUUCGCCGUGCUGCUGUCGUGCUGCGCCUCGGCCAUGUACACCAGCGUGGAAGGCUGGGACUACGUGGACUCGCUCUACUUCUGCUUCGUCACCUUCAGCACCAUCGGCUUCGGGGACCUGGUGAGCAGCCAGCACGCCGCCUACCGGAACCAGGGGCUCUACCGCCUGGGCAACUUCCUCUUCAUCCUGCUCGGCGUGUGCUGCAUCUACUCGCUCUUCAACGUCAUCUCCAUCCUCAUCAAGCAGGUGCUCAACUGGAUGCUGCGCAAGCUGAGCUGCCGCUGCUGCGCGCGCUGCUGCCCGGCGCCCGGCGCGCCCCUGUCCCGGCGCAACGCCAUCACCCCGGGCUCCCGGCUGCGCCGCCGCCUGGCCGCGCUCGGCGCCGACCCCGCGGCCCGCGACAGCGACGCCGAAGGCCGCCGCCUCUCGGGCGAGCUCAUCUCCAUGCGCGACCUCACGGCCUCCAACAAGGUGUCGCUGGCGCUGCUGCAGAAGCAGCUGUCGGAGACUGCCAACGGCUACCCGCGCAGCGUGUGCGUCAACACGCGCCAGAACGGCUUCUCGGGCGGCGUGGGCGCGCUGGGCAUCAUGAACAACCGGCUGGCAGAGACCAGCGCCUCCAGGUAGACCGCCCGUCCGCCCGCCCCGGGGACCCUCUCCAGGCCGCGGGGCCGCCGGGCAUGGUUUGCUUCCCUUCUCUCAGUCACUCCUGGCGCUUUCUUAAUCUUUAUCCAAUAAAAUGAAACAAAAAAAAAUUUUUAAAGAAAUACUAUUUGGCCAGGCCUGAUGUUAUCAAGGGCAGGUUUUGGGGACGCCUGUGUUCCUUAUGAGUCCCCUCUUGGAGAAUCGUGGCCCCCAGCAUAUUCUCCUUCAGGGUGAGAAAAGGUGGCUCCCCAGACUCCCACCCAGGGCAUACCGCAGCAAGGAGAGUUUUGCAGACUGGCACUAAACCCUAUCCCCAUGCACAGAAGCAGCCGGCAACCCCAAAGCAUAUGGUGCAACUUUUCGUGGCUCUGAAUUACCUCCUCAGCAUUUAGAAUCCUGGCCCAGCCUAGCAGCUUCCUUCUGGUCGUCAGAAGUGAUAUAGUCACAGUUUUGACAGGUGGGGGUAGGGAAAGCCAUAUGUUGCCUCCCGAUGUAUAUAUAUAGAACAGCCACUACACACAGAGAAUGGUGUAGUAUUAUGCAAUGAGAUGAAACAUAGCACCAACUUGCGGACUGUGGCGUUUCCCCCAGAUUUGGAAAUUGCAGUGGUGGGGGGCUUAGCUGGCCUUUCUCAGCCCAGAGUUAGUCCAUUUAGGACAGAGCACAGGGCAGCUACUUCUAAUGGCGGGCAGUCCAGGGCACCAGUGGGGAGGGGAGUGCUGAGGCUGCAGGAGCCCUGCUGGGCUUUAGCUGGCUGAUCUCCAGUCUCGAAUCAGCACAUCUUGAAUCCCCAACCGUCCUUUCUGUCACAAGCUCAUCCACAGCAGUGCUUUUCAUUAUUAACCAGGAAUAUCUGAGUCUUCUCAGACUCAAUUUUUCUUUGUUGGUGUGGAUUGUUUUUUCUUAAUUACUGUGGAUCAGUUCAACUUUUCCUCCUUUAAGAGAUCUUGGGGUUGCAGGGCACAGCCCUCCAGCGUCUCCUCCUCCUCUGAAGGAGCUCUGCCAGCUGCGUCCUUGGGAACCAGGGCCUGCAGCACCAGGAACCCAAAAGAAGCCAUCUUGUAAAUUUCAGGGUAUUUGACUCCAGAGGCCAUCAUGUGUUUGGGGUCAGGAAGGACAGAAUUCCUUUCUAAAUAUUGUUUAUCAAGUGGAUUUGUCUUCUCCAUGCACAGCCUAUUGGAGGUAGAGGAAGGCAGAAGGGAGGGAGCUGGUGAAACUGGUGGAUGAAAGUAUGUUAGGAUUAAAGUUUUGCUCUCAGGCUGAGAGAUUCUCCCAGACUUGCCUUCUGCAGCAUAGGGGUCCCUGACCUGGAGGAAGGCCAGAUACCCAGGAUUCAUUGAAAGGAUGAGGGUCUGGAGCUGUAAACAAACACUCUCUCUGCCUAUUUUUCUCAUCUAUGAUGAGGCCAAGGACAGUUUCCAGAGUUUAUACAGGCACAGCGUGACCCACCAGUAUGCACAGCUUCUGAUAGGAAGUCUUAGAAAAGCACCGCCUCACCACCUCCAGCCCGAGCCAUGCUGUGAAAUCUCUCUCCCAGGCAACUGUGCCUGGAAAACACACACAAAACCAUGCAUGCACGCACUCAUGCACACAGCAUUAGAGUCAAACUUGAAUGUCAGACUCUUCUUUCCCCUUUUCUGAGGGAAAGCUUACCUCGCAUCUCAGUGACUCUCCAGCUAAUUUCUGAUUUGAGUUAGGAUUGGUUUUUAAACACAGGCCCUAAUCUGGGGUGAAGCCAGUGAAGCAACGCUGGUGAGGAGGGAGGACGGUCUUGCUAAAUCCUGAAGGGUGGGCUCCUGCGAAAGCCGUGCUUUCAGGAUUCACUGUGACUGUCAGGCUGGCCCAGUGAGCGUCCCCCCAUCCACGCCAUGGUUUCAGUCUCAAUGACGGGACUGCACACUCACAAGGGCAUGUGUUCUCUAGGGCAGGGCCCUCUGACAAGACCUGGAAAUAAAAUCCACAUUUAUCCCUUUAAAAAAGGGAACGAUUAAAAGGCAUCCGAUUAGAGGUGUUACCUAGGCAACAGGAAAUAAAUAACUUGGGGAUCAGAGCUAUCCAGAGAGGAAAAAAGAGAUCCCCAUGAUCAAGGCAUCUAGAUAGUGAGGACUUGAUCUGCGGGCAAAAUAACAACCUACCCACAGGAAGUGAGCCCCGGCAACAGUAUGGCAGCCUAAAACCUAGCCAGCAAGACUUUGUGAGCUAGACAGGCCUAAAGAGACGUCCAGGCACUCCACCAACCAGCGUGCAGGACUACACAGAAUCCUGAUCUCCAAGGGAGGAACCAGGACGCACCUCCAGAGAAGAAAAACUCAAAACGUUUCUUGGCAGUCUUCUCUGUUGGCGGUGCUUCCUAGAGUCUAUCCUACGUUGCUUAUGCUGCAGCCUCAGCUGUUUUUACUUCUUUUCUUAUGCUCUGGUUUUGGAAAGAGGCAAUUGGAGGCAGCUUGAGCAAUCUUCUAAAAGAAUUGUGAGUAUGCUUUCAAUGGACAGGAAAAUGAGACCCUUUCCCUUCCCACCCCACAACUUCCCAGAGAAACACCAGUCCUCUAAGGUACAAUGGCAGCUCAGGAUCCAUGUGGCAUAUGUGUAUUUUUGCCUGUGUUCCCCUGUCCCCAUCCCCCAACUCAGUCUCAGUCACACCGCCAUGAUACAUCACACCAUCAUCCUUCACCUCAGGCCGCAGAGCUCAGUGCCCCCAGAUGCCAGGGGCUGCUUCCCUGAAAAGCUGGGGCUCCCUAGGUCAAGGAACUUAGUGGAAGAUGAGACCCAUGCCUAAAGGGCAUGUGGUUUGAUAUCCUGCUGGAGAGCAGUAAGAAGCAGGGUUGGGGUUCUCCCAUCAUUUCAGGAACAGUGACAUUGAUAGGGAUGCCUUUCCUUGGUGCAGUUUCUUCUGAACCUCAGGCCAAGAAAGAGUUCCAUUCCCUCAGAUGUUGUGGCCUCUCUCACUAUCUUGGGGGUCUCGAGUUGCCCCACCACUGGUAGCUCACUGUAGCCUACAACUUCCUCAGGCUCCAGGAAUUGCUCCUAAUUUAGGCCUGGACUUACUCAUCUCAUGCUGGUACUGUGGGGCCCCCUUAAAGGUGGAAUGAGCUCUAAGAAGCCCUCACCAUCUAGCUAUGGCCAGUAGAAGUCAGAGUCUUGGCAAGCAGCCUCCUCAGAGAUGACUAGAAAGGUAAAGAUGCCACCCUGGGUGUCCUAGCUUGCUAAAGCGAGGUAGUCAGGCCUUUGUGUCCUCUGAACAAAGCAGCACCUCCAGGCCUGGAGAAGACAUCAGAAAUCAGAAGGCUUAGGCAAUCUCAGGCUCUCAUUUUAUGGAAAAUGCCAGACAGCCCUGGGCAUUUGCACAGCAUCAUGCAUACACACACACACACACACACACACACAUACACACAUACAUACACACACACACACACACACACACAUACACACACCAGCCUUACAAAGAGCUACUAGCCCUUUUCCCAAAGGAAAAGUCUCAGUCCGGGCCACUUUAAGAAGAAAGAUCUUCCAUUUUUAACUCCCUAGAGAUGUACCAGGGCCUGGAAAAUCCUCUUUGCUCUGGUGGAGUUUUACGUACAAUUUGCAUGUAUUCGUGUUUCACACAGAAGCCAGCAUCCAAACCCAAGCCAAACCCUGGAAAAUAGCUGCUAAAUGACCCAGGCUCCUCCAUCCUUCAGACAGGCCUCCCAGCAGACCCCCUCUUCCUGUGGGCUCUGGGGUGAACCAAAGGAGAAGCUUCUGGGGAACUGAGGCAGAUGGCAACCCAGCCAGGCAGAGACCAUAGGAGUGAUGGGCCCCAUGGUUCAAUCUUACUGUAACUUUUUACAUUCUUAAAAAACAAAAAGCACAAUUCCACAUGCACACUGUCUGGAAAGCACAGCCAGACAGCCAGCCUAGGGCACUUCUGAAUCCAGAAGAGGCUCUGGGGCUUUGUUUAUCUGUUGCAGGGUUGUUGUAUUGUUGUAUAAUGUGCUGGUGGUGACUCUGAAGGCUCCUCACUUUGUAGGGUGGAGAGGGAGGGAGGGAGGGCCUGCUGAGGCCGUUCCUGACCCCCAGGGUGGGCUCAUCAGUAUGGACUUGGGGCCUGGACUCUUGCCCCUGGAGCAACUCUGGCACCUUCAGGCACCCCAGAGCGCAAUUGCUAUACCCUCCACGCUAGUCUCAUGCAUUGAGGAUUUCUGCAUUUGGACCUGGCCCGAGACCCUCUUCCCCUUCCCCUUCUUCCUUCCCUAAGGAAGCUCCCCCUUGCUUUACAAAUCAUUUUCUAUGCUACCUGUUCUCUCAGGAGGGGGUUAGAGCAUGCGGGACAAGCUGCAGGUUUCUCAAACAAUACAUCUAUUUUUCUGAGCAGCACUCCAAGAGAGGACUUGAAGGGUGUUUAAAUUAACGAUGAAUAAAAUGCAGCCUGCCACCCCUCUGA